AUGCGUCGUCGAGGGCUUCCGUCAGUUCGCGAAGAGGCCAGUGCAAAGUCAUGGCGCAGUGAAAACGAUUGGGCUAUAUAUGCUCUCGUGGCGGCAGUCGGGGCUUUGACUUACACCAAUAGUUUGAAUGGUGAAUUCGUGCAUGACGACAUCCCAGCCAUCGUGUCUAAUCGGGACGUGAACGGAGAGAAUCCCGUUACGAGGAUCUUCAAGGAUGAUUUCUGGGGAACGCCCAUGGCCGAGCCGCACAGCCACAAGUCCUACAGACCUCUGACUACGUUGACGUUCAGCGGCGACAUAUUGGCAUGGGCUGCGGUUCCAAUUCCCACAAGAAAAACUCCAUUAUUACGAAGACGAAAAGCGUCACACGCCGCCAAACUCCAUCUCGCAAAUCUUAUCCCGUAA
Leptosia nina is the source of this 405-nucleotide messenger RNA. NCBI's taxonomy places the organism in Eukaryota, Metazoa, Arthropoda, Insecta, Lepidoptera, Pieridae. The record is from the annotation of a GenBank genome assembly.